AUGUGUACGUUAAUCAGAGAGGUAGACUACACAGAGGCGAUCCUGAGCCACCUGCACCCAAGGUUUCCUCCAACGCCGAGCAUGUUAAAUCAGCGGUUAAAAUUGGAGUGUGAAACCGUUAUUGGAGCAUUGGCAUUUAGGGUGGUGGUGCCACGCAGCAGCUUCGGCUGUUGCACGAAUGGGCAGGCUCGUCCGGGUAAGUACCACGACCUAACAGAAGACCGGCGUGAAGUGACACUCCAACUUGGGCCGUUCUUCUGUGAGGUUGUGGUAUUUACCCAGACUGGCCUGCCCAUUCGUGCAACUAAGGCUAUUGCGUGGCCCUGCCACAGUCAGAAGAUCAAGCGGCUCGCACCCCGUGGGGGUAGAUUGAGUUACGACACGUCUACUACCGGCUUCCCCAGAUACGGCGGGGGAUACAAACGCCGAUUCAUCAUUAUAUCAAAACAGCGGACGGGAGCGACGCCCGGGACGUGCGCUAUCACCGCGCCAUCGGUGGUGGGCAGGACUAAUUGCUCUGUUGCGAGCGUUGGGCCUUUAAAAAUUCAAAAGGUCCCCCGCUUAGCGAAACCCGAAGAGGUGGUAGGACCCCGAGGGCUUUUGUCUGCUCCAUUGAUUCGCGCGAUCUCCCCCGCUUCGGAAUUG
Messenger RNA from Iphiclides podalirius (scarce swallowtail), 645 nucleotides. Lineage: Eukaryota; Metazoa; Arthropoda; Insecta; Lepidoptera; Papilionidae. The record is from the annotation of a GenBank genome assembly.